AUGUCCGCGCUAAUCAAGAAACCACCAAAGGACCUCCUACUCUGUGUCUUCGUUCAUGGUUUCAAGGGCGACGACGAUACAUUUCAGGAUUUCCCUUCGAGGGUAGAAUUCCUACUCCAGGAAACAGUCGAGAAUGUGUCUGUUGAAUCGAUAGUCUUUCCCCGAUACGAAACGAGAGGCAGCUUAUCCACUGCUGUGGAAGCUUUCGUCGAGUGGCUCGACCGUGAAGUGCAACAGCGAGAAGUAAAGCGAGCUAUUGAGCUGGAGGGAGAGUACGGCGCCGCGGGAACGGCAAAGGUCGUUCUCUGCGGACACUCCAUGGGUGGUCUGCUUAUUGCAGACGCGAUCACAUCUAUACGACAAAUAUAUCGAGAAGGACCGCUCUGGCCACGCAUCAUAGCCGUCCUCGCGUUUGAUACUCCAUAUCUAGGAGUUCAUCCUAACCUUUACAAGGACAAAGUUGAGGAUUUGCACACCAUCAUUACAGCGAUAGGUGGGCUCGGUUUCGGAGCGGGAGCAAGUACUUCCAAGCCGACGAGUGCUCCGAAACCGCCAACUCCCAAAGCUAUUACCUCAUCGGGAUCUGCAACGCCUACUGGCGCUGGACAGGCUACAAGCUGGGGAACGUGGGCCAAGAUCGGAGGUGCACUCCUUGCAGCAGGCGGCACAGCUGCAGCCGCCUAUUAUCACAAAGACACGAUCACCAGUAGCGUCUCGUCCGGAGUGACUUUCCUAAACGACCACAUGGCAUACGUUGGGAAUCUGUACGACGAGAAAGCUAUGAAGGAUCGGCUCAAUUCUCUGGUUCAGGUCAGCAAGGAUCACAAAAUUAUAUUCAGAGCAUUUUAUACAUACCUACCCAAACAAGUGAAGCUGGGCCAAACUCGACCACGAACAUUCAUCAUCCUGCCCUACAGCAAGACGGACCCAGCUCCAUACUUUGUCCCGGCAGGCAAUGCACGUGCUACCGACGAGAUAAAAGCGCAUAUGGGCAUGUUUAAUCCAAAAACCAACGAUGGAUACUACGACCUCGGAUCAAAGACCGCUCAGUUCAUUCGAGAGGCGAUUCAAUCACUAAUGGAGACUGAAAAGACGAUGCACGUGGAAGAAACAUCGCAAGACCUUGAUGAACAGGAGCAAAUGGAACAGAACAGGGCCAAGGUGGCAGAGGAUGGUCGUGAAGCGCAAGCCGCUGGAGGACCAACGAGACCGCCUGCCGAAGGGGCGCUCUCUGACGAGCGAUAA
Molecule: messenger RNA, 1245 nt
Organism: Serendipita indica DSM 11827
Lineage: Eukaryota; Fungi; Basidiomycota; Agaricomycetes; Sebacinales; Serendipitaceae
Source: the annotation of a GenBank genome assembly